Molecule: messenger RNA, 1686 nt
Organism: Saccharomycodes ludwigii
Lineage: Eukaryota; Fungi; Ascomycota; Saccharomycetes; Saccharomycodales; Saccharomycodaceae
Gene: SNF6
Product: Snf6p
Exons: 1
Coding region: 1-1686 (561 amino acids)
Source: RefSeq, a predicted model, not a curated record
AUGGCACCUUAUAUAUCCAAGAAAAAAAGAGGGGCUCAUUCGGGCAGGGGCAAAAACGUUUCCUCCAAUAUUACAGGUCAUUCUAAUUCUUAUUCCAACAGUUCAACGGUUAAUUCUGCCGCUGCUAUGAAGAGGAGAGAGCUUCAAAUGAACAGAGUUCAAAGGUUAAAAGCAGAGAAUGUUAUUGAUUUAGUACAUGAUGAGAUCGACACUAUGCCUUUUAGGAACUAUAUUGUUUUAAACUUUAUCAAGUCUGGGAGAUUAAUGGAUGCAUUAACCACUACUCCUGUACCUAUAAACAGAAUUGAAACUAACCCCAUAUUUCCCGCUUGUGAGCCCCAAAAUAAAAAAUAUUUGACCAAUAAUCUUGAAGAUAUGAAGACCACGUUGCGAUACUUGAGAAAAGAAGUAGACGAUCUGAAAGUCAUGCAAUCGGAGAACCAAAAUUUAACUUUUGAUGAUGACAAGUUUUAUGAACAUGAGAUUGGAAAAUUGAAUGCUCUUCUCAACGAAAAUAAUGAAACAUCUAAAGAUAUAGAUGAUGUAAUUUACGAUAUUAAAAGUCAUUAUAAAUGUCGUUUAACAUCCAAUUAUAUUAAUGAGUAUAAGCUGAAAUUUAGUAAUUUACGAGGCAAUUUCGAUGAAGCGUCCGCAACUUACUGGCAAGUCGAAUACCCACAGUAUUUAAAAGCUAUGGAAGAACAUAAACAAGCACUAAAAAGACAAAAGGAGUUAUUGGAACAGCAAAAAAGAGACCAAGAAGAAUUGCAAAGGUUAAAAUUGCAAGAUGAGACUGAACUAAAAAUGCAACAAGAACAGAAAAGAACUCAAUUACAACAACAACUAGCGGGUGUAGAAAAUAUACCAAUCCCUUUAUCAUUCAAUUCUCAAUUGCAAGGCAAUAUUUAUAGUAAUGUGUCAAUACCGACAACUGUAGCAGCUCCAAUGACCUCUGUACCUUCAACAAGUGAAAUUAAUCUUAACGGCACCAAUAAUCAACUUCUAUCACGGCAACAAUCACAAAUACAGUUAAACCCAGCAUCUCAACAAAACGAUCCCGUAAAAUUUACAGCUCCUUUGGCCAGAAUACAACAGCAAGAGCAAAGAAUUUCCCCUGGUACUCAGCAGCAACAACAGCACCAACAGCAACACCAACAGCACCAACACCAACAGCAGCAAGAGCAAGAGCACCAACAGCAACAGCAGCAGCAGCAGCAACAACAACAACAACAACAACAACAACAACAACAACAACAACAACAACAACAACAACAACAACAACAACAACAACAACAACAACAACAACAACAACAACAACAACAACAACAACAACAACAACAACAACAGCAACAACAGCAACAGCAACAACAACAACAGCAGCAGCAAGAGCAACAACAACAGCAGCAAGAGCAACAACAACAACAGAUACAACAGAUACAAUUAAAUCAGCAUCAAAUACAACCUCAAGUGGACCAGCAACCCCAAAAUUUACAAAUAACUUCGAGUACUGGGACUGUUAGGAGUAAUGUUACUGCUUCUAUCACAACAAAUAAUUCGGGGAGCGUAUUGGAUAAUUCCGUUGAAGGAUUUUUUAAUGAAUUUAGUGGUGCCUUUGAUAAUGACAAUGACAAUGCUACUGAUUUUGGUAGAGGUGAAUUUGACGAUAUGGAUCCUGCUUUUUUCUAA